Messenger RNA from Scheffersomyces stipitis CBS 6054, 579 nucleotides. RefSeq lists its product as uncharacterized. The record is from RefSeq and is a predicted model, not a curated record. The annotation marks the transcript as partial. The transcript has a single exon. Lineage: Eukaryota; Fungi; Ascomycota; Pichiomycetes; Serinales; Debaryomycetaceae.
CCUCUGUCGCAGCCUCCGUCGACUCCUACGCCGGUGCCUUCUCCUAUUCUGGUACCUUCUCCUACUCCGGCUCCUGCUUCUACUCCGGUACCUUCUUCUGCUCCGGUACCUUCUUCUGCUCCGGUACCUUCUUCUGCUCCGGUACCUUCUUCUGCUCCGGUACCUUCUGAUACUCUGGUACCUUCUACUUCUGCGGCUCUAACUGCACCAUCCCGUGCCGUUGUUCUGGCUCAGAGGUCUGAUCUGCCUCCCUCUGACUCCUACGAGCUGUCUGACGACUCCUAUACAGCUCCUGCUUCUCGUGAGGUACCAACUCUUACUGCUCCUCGUACGGUACCAUCCCUUCCUGCUCCUCGUAAGGUACCAUCCCUUCCUGCUCCUCGUAAGGUACCCUCCCUUCCUUCAACUCGUAAGGUGCCAUCUCUUCCAGCACCUCGUACGGUACCUUCACUUCCAGCACCUCGUACAGUACCCUCCCUUCUUCCUGUUCCUCGCAAUAUACUAUCUGCUCCUACUGCUCCUCUCGGUCUUCCUCAUCCUGCGGUUAAGGCUCCAUCCCCUAUCCCUGGAUCUUCAUCG